AUGACAAGGAGCCCGCUGAAGAGGCUGAGGCGGAAGAACAAGAGGAAGCUGAGAACGGGGAGGAGGAGGAGCACCCUGAAACAAAGCAGCAGUGGAACGAGUUUCGGAAAAAACACAAGAACCUGCAUUUGGUGGACUUGCUAUACAGUGACAGGCACCUGCAGUCUCUCAUCCGUCUCUGCGGGGUCUGCUCCGAGCCUGCAGGAAAGCUGCUUGCGAUGGGCUGCCGGGCUUGCAUCAGGCUCGUGGCUUACGACCGUUUUGCAAACUCUUCACCUGUUGCACUCUGCGAAGUUUGCUUCGGACCUGAACAUGACGGGGUGGUUGCCGGUCAAGCCGCAACUAGAUGAGCCCUGGGUACAAGAAGAAGUCCAGAUCUGGGAAACUGCAUGGAAACUCCUGGUAGAGAUCGCUGCUGCCAGGAGUUGGUCACAGGCAACCUACAGCCUCUGUGUUCCUCAUGUCUCAGCUGGAGUAUUUGCCAAGAGUGUUCGGGCCCGAGAAUUUUGUAUGGUGCUCCAAAAAAAGCUGUGGGAGAGACUUCACGCUGCCGCCCAGUUUGUCAAAAACAAUGACGAUGAAAUAUCAGCAGCACUUACGGCGCUGCUUGAUGACUGUUGGUGGCAGAAAACCCAAAUCGCGCUAGAGACCUUGGCUGUGGGCCAACAGGCGGAGUGGCGGCACAACAACGUUGAAGUCCGGCGGGAGGCUUUCCGGCUCCACGCAGGGCCGGGAAACACGAAGUUUAGUUGCGAGGAUGCCUUUGCUCACCUUCACCAUGUGGUGCAAAAGGCGAACAAAGGGGUCCACAAACUCAACAAGUGGGCGCGAUGGUUCUACGCCAGCGCCAGCAAGUCCUUGGCAGGCCCAGUGAACAUGGUUGAAACUUCCGUGGAUGACUACUAUGUCACGCGCCAGUCAGCGAAGAUGAACACGGCCCGCAGUAGCCGGCAUGGGCAAUACUUUAGCCCUCGGGUGGAACUGCCGAAGUCCCUGCAACUGAGUAGCUUGGUUGCUGUUAAGAAGCAAUGGGGCACAGCUGGCACCGAAGCGGACAUGCGAAGCAUCGCCGCCACGGCGACCCUGCUACGGGUUGACUUUCCAUCCUUACCCCACUUGUGGGCAGGAUGCUUUUUCGCGAAAGGCUUCGUCGUGCAGAUUGAAGCGCAAACGUACCUGACACUUGGAUUCAGAACCUGGGCGUCGCAAGCUAUCAAGUUGGAAACCGUCCAGUGCAAUGGCCAGGAGUUCUUUGCAUUUCCUGCAAUGGAAGAACGCGAGCACAGGAUGCCGCACUUCAUUGUCAAUGAUGACCCUAAGAAAACCACGUGCAAGUGGAAGAUGGCAAAGGUCGCCCCCGUUCACCCCAUGAUGAUGGAAGAGGGUCUUCAACAACACGUCAGCUUGCUGAAGCCUGUGAUGCCUCUUGAACCCUUGCCUGUGGCUGCUGUUCGGUGGGGUGUGUGGAUGCCAGCAAAGUUAUUGCAAAAGGUGUGCAAACACAACGGCGUGACAGCAGUCACUGGCAGUGGAAAGGUACUCAAAAGUGGUCGGCGCAGCGUCUUGAAAGUUGACUGGGCUCGCGCGCUUGUUCAAGCUUGGUUCCCGGCAGCGUCGCUUGCCGAGCAAGAGGAGAUGGUGGCUGGCCUCAGUGGCGUCAAGAAACCAAGCAUGGAGUGUCCUGAGGAAAUCAUCGAGUGUUUUCAGGAUUUGGACCCGGCAAACCAACAGGCUGGGUACUUUAUCGGGCUGAAGGACAUGGCUGCAACUGCUCAAAAGGCAAACCAACAAGUCUCUGCUCGUGGAGAUGAUAUCGAUGUGAGAAGUUCCAAGAAACACUACACGCCAAAGGAAUUGAUUCCAUUGCUUCCAGGCAAGGGGUCGCUCGAACGGUGCUUCAUCCAGAGGCACCCGGUCAACAAGACAUACCAGGGCUUCUACCCUGUCCAAGACACUACCUAUGGCAGCGGCAGCAAGCACGCCACAUGGGCAGGAAAGCGGGAGAACUUGACAGAGACUCAAGCGCUCACCCGAGUGGUUCGCCAGCUUUGGGCGUGGCACUACUUCACUGUUGAUGACGCUGUCAACAAAGACAUGGAGCCUACCGAUGCUGAUAUCCACCGCGUUGUUGCGGGCUUCAGUGAAUUCACAGGCAUUCGCGACCAACCCGCUGAAAGCGGCAGCGGCGCGCGCAGUUCCACUGAUCCAUUGCCCAAGGCUGCUGGUCCCAAGCCCAAGGCUGGUCAACCGCCCAAGGCGGGUCCCACGCCCAAGGCUGGUCCCAAGCCCAAGUCUGUUGGCAGAGGCAAGAAGCGAUCUGCCACCAGCUAA
This is a messenger RNA of Effrenium voratum, 2331 nucleotides long. Lineage: Eukaryota; Dinophyceae; Suessiales; Symbiodiniaceae. The record is from the annotation of a GenBank genome assembly.